AUGAUUAAGACAAUCAAUAAAAAAUACCAAUAACAGUUAAUGCAAAUCAAAGAGCAAUGUCAAGAAGCCUCAAAAAAAUUAAAAAAAGCUUUUUAAGAAGGAGCUGCAAUAAAAAUUGAUAACAAGGAAAUUAUGAUAAUAUAUAAGUACAUUUCAUGUUUACAGUUUAGCAAUAUAUAUCAAUUAUCUAAUUAAGUCCAUUAAGAGGUCGAAACUGCGUAAAUUAAUCGCCAUCUUUAUUAACCUAAUUAUAAGAUAGUGGAUCAAUAAUUAAUAGAAAUUUAUAUAAAUCUUUUGAAAGAAUUCAUUAAUGAUAUUUGCUACUAAGUUGAUAAAUUUAAAUAGGAAAAAGAAAGUGUAUAAAUACCAAUAUUAUAUUCAAGGUACUCUUUAUUGUUACAAAAACAUAUCACGAUUAUAAAGCUUAUUCAUAUUGGCUUUACAAAAUUUUCUAUUAUUUGGAUAAUAACUUUACAUCAUAUUCUUGGACAUCUCUUGGUGCCAUCUCUAUAAGUUUAUUUAAAUAGGAAUAUUUUGAUAAAUUUAAUAAGCUAAUCCUGAAUACAAUUUUCUAGUUUAUAUACGAAACAAGAAAGUAUGGAAUAUUAUUGAAUAAAUAAAUCAAACAACUCAUUGAGUUAUAUUCUAUCAUGGGUUCUAAAGAAGUUGAAUUGAAGUAUAUAAGAGAAUCUGGACAAUAUUAUUAUAUUUCCAAAAAAUAAGAGGAUGCUUAAAGAUUCUACAAAGAAUAAUUUUAAUCUCAUCUUUUAACAGAAGUAAAGUUUAUUUCUAUUCUUAGACUUCAAAAUAUUAUAAGAAUGAAAUAGAUGAUAAAUUAAAUUUAACUACUACAGAGUUUAUAAAUUGGGCAAAUUCCAUUUUCAAAUUGGAAUAGGAUAUGUGUUUGGAAUGCUAUCAAAUUAGUUAAUAAGCAUUAAAAAAUAAAUUUAAACUGAUACUAGUCAGUGAUCAAGCAGCUAGAUUAAUCGAUUCACCUACAGGACUAGGUUAUAUGUUAAAAUAUGACUAGACUGAUGAAUUAAAAUUAUUAUUCAAAUUCCUAAUUCAAAAUUAGGAAUGCAUAAUUUAUAUAUCCAAAUAUUUUGAAUAAAAAGGAUAGCUUUUAAAUAAUUCAUUUGAAAAUUAAGAAUAAAUAGAAUAAUAAAAAAGUAAUUAUUUAAAUUUAUUUAAUUUUUAGAUGAAGCUGAACUCUAUUUCACGAAUAUAUUAUUAUUUAUGGAAAAAGCUUAAGAUAUUUUUUUAAAUUAAUUGGAAAAAGAACCUGAUGUUUAAAGAUGA
Paramecium primaurelia is the source of this 1299-nucleotide messenger RNA. Lineage: Eukaryota; Ciliophora; Oligohymenophorea; Peniculida; Parameciidae. The record is from the annotation of a GenBank genome assembly.